UUUCCCGCGAACGCCUGAGCUUGAAGAUGAAGAAUAGCAUACUUUGCAGCUGCCCAAGAUCCUCUGGAUCUCCAUGGAAGAUGGCAUGGUGGAGGGGCAAUCCCUUUCCAUCAAUCUGAAACUUUCAGUCACCCUCUUCCCUCGUCUUCCUCCUCCCCAAUCCUCCAUAAUCACUUCCCAAGCAAACAAAGCAUUCUUCCCCUCUUCAACCUUUCUCAUUUCUCAUCCAAUAAAAGCCCAAAGCCCCAACCCCUCAUCCACCAUGCCCCCUCAUCAAGCUCUGCUCUGUUUUGCAUCUUCUCUCUUCUUCUCUUUCACGCCUUCGCUUCUUCUGUUUCCCUCCUCCAAUGGCGUCAGGACUAGCUCUUGCCGAAACCCCCCUGCCCCUUUCCCCUUACUCCGCCAGGGUAAUCUUGAAAACCAUAUUGGGUCGCGACGAUCGCGGGUCGGGGUUGGCUGGCCAGCGAGCGGUCAUCGGCGGUUGGGUUAAGUCCUCCAAGGAGGAGCAGCCGGAGCCGGAGCCGCAGCCCGAGGCCGAGGCUCCGGCGACGGGUGGGCUAGUGCAGGGGCGUCAGGAGCCCAGCUGCACACAGAUCCUUCAGUCUCGAAUACCUCUCUUUCGAUCGAUCAUAAAAGUCUUCGGGACUCGCCCCCCACCUGUUCGUGAAAAGUCCGUUUCUCCCGUUCCUAAGCGGCCGCCGCCGCCACCCACUGCGAUUUUGCAAGUUAGCGAUGGUUCUUGCGUUGCAAAUCUUCAGGUUGUAGUGGAAUCAUCAGUUACAACUCUGAGCAAAAUCAUCCCUUCUGGAACUUGUAUUUUAGUAGAAGGAGUAUUGCAGCAACCUGUGGCAAAGGGAAGGCAUGCUAUUGAGCUCAAGGCAGAGAAAAUCAUGCAUCUUGGGGUAGUAGAACAGAAGUACCCAUUAUUGAUAAAGCGAUUACCACUGGAAAAUUUAAGGGAUUUUCCCCAUUUUCGACCUAGAACAACUACAGCUGCAUCUGUUACACGAAUUCAUAGUGCCUUGGCUCAAGCUGCUCGCACCUACUUCAUGAAAAAUGGGUUCCUUUAUGUGCAAGUGCCUAUAAUCACAAACACAGAUGGUGACGGGGUUAGCAAGAAGUUCCAUGUCGUAACUUUUGCACCAAAAAAGGAGGUCAAGACAGUGGAUGAUGCUGGAGGAGUCAGGCUUGAAACUGUCAAGUCUUCAAUCGAGGAAAAACAAAAAGUGAUCAAAGAGCUCAAGAGAAGUGAAAGCAACAAGGAAACACUGGCUGUUGCCAUGGAGGAUCUUAAAAUUACAAAAGAGCUAGUGGCACUGUUGGAAGCAACAGAGAAGUCCAAGUCUGGAGCUUCAUUUGAUGCUGGAAGGAUGGACUUUGAAGAUUUAUUCUCUGGCAACGCUUAUCUGACUGGUUCUGGUCGCCUUCAUCUUGAGAGCUAUGCUUGCGCCCUUGGAAAUGUGUACUCCUUUGGGCCCAGAUUUAGCGCUGAGAAAUCAGAGUCCAAAAAACAUUUGGCAGAGAUGUGGAUGAUUGAAGUUGAAAUGGCUUUCUCAAAUUUAGAGGAUGCUAUGACCCAUGCAACAAACUUCUUAACGUCCAUCUGCCAAUCAGCUAUGGAAAAUUGUGACGAGGAUAUGAAAUUUCUCUUAAAACGAGUUGAUCGAUCCAUUGUUACUCGCCUCCAAACAACCAGAUCAGCACCAUUCCAAAGGAUAACCUAUGCAGAAGCAGUGCAUGCGUUGAAGGAGGCCAAAUAUUCGAAAUUUGAAACAAAACCCGAAUUGGGUGUCCCCCUAACUGAAGAACAGGAAAGUUACCUGGCUGAUGAAGCCUACGGAAACCCCAUUAUUAUACACACUUAUCCGAAAGAAGCUAAGCCAUUUUACGUGCGUCUGAAUAAAGACGAGAAAACUGUUGCUGCAUUCGACGUGAUUGUACCAAAGGCUGGAGCAUUGAUCAGAGGUAGCCAAAAUGAGGAACGCCUCGAUGUCCUAACCACAAGGAUUAAAGAAGCAGGCCUGGCAAAGGAGCAGUAUGACUGGUACCUAGAUCUUCGAAGGUACGGAACUGUGGAGCACUCUGGCUACAGUAUGGCCUUCGACCUGCUGGUUCAGUUUGCGACGGGCCUGAACGAUGUCAGAGAUGUCGUCCCUUUCCCGAGGACUCACGGCAGAAUCAUCAACUGAGGAGCUCGCGCUCGCUCCCCUACCCCUUUCCAGGAGGAAAGUUACCCAUUUCAAUGUUGGGAAGGUCUCUACUCUGUAGACAUAUGGACUGGUUCUACUUGUUGCUCACUAGAUCAGAUGUUCAAUUUGAAGCAGAACUGUUCUGAAAUUGUGCUGUAAAUGCUCUUCCAUCACUGACACUUUCUUUGGGGACUAAUCGAUUUGAGUCGGGUCAAAUUGA
Molecule: messenger RNA, 2409 nt
Organism: Diospyros lotus (date-plum)
Lineage: Eukaryota; Viridiplantae; Streptophyta; Magnoliopsida; Ericales; Ebenaceae
Product: asparagine--tRNA ligase, cytoplasmic 2-like
Exons: 8
Coding region: 348-2189 (613 amino acids)
Biological process (GO): asparaginyl-tRNA aminoacylation
Cellular component (GO): mitochondrion
Molecular function (GO): asparagine-tRNA ligase activity; ATP binding
Source: RefSeq, a predicted model, not a curated record